This is a messenger RNA of Piliocolobus tephrosceles (Ugandan red Colobus), 2176 nucleotides long. RefSeq names its product potassium voltage-gated channel subfamily Q member 4 (gene KCNQ4). Bases 338 to 2011 code for a protein of 557 amino acids. Lineage: Eukaryota; Metazoa; Chordata; Mammalia; Primates; Cercopithecidae. Gene Ontology annotation, biological process: potassium ion transmembrane transport. Gene Ontology annotation, cellular component: membrane; voltage-gated potassium channel complex. The transcript is spliced from 14 exons. The record is from RefSeq and is a predicted model, not a curated record. Gene Ontology annotation, molecular function: voltage-gated potassium channel activity.
CACGGCGGUGCAGAGCGAACAGGGCGAGGCGGGCGGGGGCGGCUCCCCACGCCGCCUCGGCCUCCUGGGCAGCCCCCUGCCGCCGGGCGCGCCCCUCCCUGGGCUGGGCUCCGGCUCGGGCUCCGCCUGCGGCCAGCGCUCCUCGGCCGCGCACAAGCGCUACCGCCGCCUGCAGAACUGGGUCUACAACGUGCUGGAGCGGCCCCGCGGCUGGGCCUUCGUCUACCACGUCUUCAUAUUUUUGCUGGUCUUCAGUUGCCUGGUGCUGUCUGUGCUGUCCACUAUUCAGGAGCACCAGGAACUUGCCAACGAGUGUCUCCUCAUCUUGGAAUUCGUGAUGAUCGUGGUGUUCGGCCUGGAGUACAUCGUCCGGGUCUGGUCCGCCGGCUGCUGCUGCCGCUACCGAGGAUGGCAGGGUCGCUUCCGCUUUGCCAGAAAGCCCUUCUGUGUCAUCGACUUCAUCGUGUUUGUGGCCUCGGUGGCCGUCAUCGCCGCGGGCACCCAGGGCAACAUCUUCGCUACGUCUGCGCUGCGCAGCAUGCGCUUCCUGCAGAUCCUGCGCAUGGUGCGCAUGGACCGCCGCGGCGGCACCUGGAAGCUGCUGGGCUCAGUGGUCUAUGCUCACAGCAAGGAACUGAUCACUGCCUGGUACAUCGGGUUCCUGGUGCUCAUCUUCGCCUCCUUCCUGGUCUACCUGGCCGAGAAGGACGCCAACUCCGACUUCUCCUCCUAUGCCGACUCGCUCUGGUGGGGGACGAUUACAUUGACAACCAUCGGCUAUGGUGACAAGACACCGCACACAUGGCUGGGCAGGGUCCUGGCUGCUGGCUUCGCCUUACUGGGCAUCUCUUUCUUUGCCCUGCCUGCCGGCAUCCUAGGCUCCGGCUUCGCCCUGAAGGUCCAGGAGCAGCACCGGCAGAAACACUUCGAGAAACGGAGGAUGCCGGCAGCCAACCUCAUCCAGGCUGCAUGGCGCCUGUACUCCACUGAUAUGAGCCGGGCCUACCUGACAGCCACCUGGUACUACUAUGACAGUAUCCUCCCAUCCUUCAGAGAGCUGGCCCUCUUGUUUGAGCACGUGCAACGGGCCCGCAAUGGGGGCCUACGGCCCCUGGAGGUGCGGCGGGCGCCGGUACCUGACGGAACACCCUCCCGUUACCCGCCCGUUGCCACCUGCCACCGGCCGGGCAGCACCUCCUUCUGCCCUGGGGAAAGCAGCCGGAUGGGCAUCAAAGACCGCAUCCGCAUGGGCAGCUCCCAGCGGCGGACGGGUCCUUCCAAGCAGCAUCUGGCACCUCCAACAAUGCCCACCUCCCCGAGCAGUGAGCAGGUUGGUGAGGCCGGCAGCCCCACCAAGGUGCAGAAGAGCUGGAGCUUCAAUGACCGCACCCGCUUCCGGGCAUCUCUGAGACUCAAACCCCGAACCUCUGCUGAGGAGGCCCCCUCAGAGGAAGUAGCAGAGGAGAAGGGCUACCAGUGUGAGCUCACGGUGGAUGACGUCAUGCCUGCUGUGAAGACAGUCAUCCGCUCCGUCAGGAUUCUCAAGUUCCUGGUGGCCAAAAGGAAAUUCAAGGAGACACUGCGACCAUACGACGUGAAGGACGUCAUUGAGCAGUACUCAGCAGGCCACCUGGACAUGCUGGGCCGGAUCAAGAGCCUGCAAACUCGGGUGGACCAAAUUGUGGGUCGGGGGCCCGGGGACCGGAAGGCCCGGGAGAAGGGCGACAAGGGGCCCUCCGACGCGGAGAUGGUGGAUGAAAUCAGCAUGAUGGGACGCGUCGUCAAGGUGGAGAAGCAGGUGCAGUCCAUCGAGCACAAGCUGGACCUGCUGUUGGGCUUCUAUUCGCGCUGCCUGCGCUCUGGCACCUCGGCCAGCCUGGGCACCGUGCAAGUGCCGCUGUUCGACCCCGACAUCACCUCCGACUACCACAGCCCUGUGGACCACGAGGACAUCUCCGUCUCCGCACAGACGCUCAGCAUCUCCCGCUCGGUCAGCACCAACAUGGACUAAGGGACUUCUCAGGGGCAGAGCAGCACCCGGCCAGCCCCGCGGCCUGGCGCUCCGACCGCCCUCUGAGGCUUCCGGACUCCUCUCGUACUUGAACUCACUCCCUCUCGGGGAGAAAGGCCACAUGCAGUAUUGAGCUGCCUGGGUGGGCAUGGUACCUGCUGUGGG